UACAAACUGACACAAAUCCCCACCAUCAAUUUUCCAAAAUAUAAGCAACGUCCCAAGAACAGAACUGUGUGUUCCAGGCUCUGGUUUUAUUGGUCAUAUGUAUGUAAGCUGAUCAGCACAUUUUACAAGUAAUGAAUAUUUACAAGCAUGAUAUACUAGUGUAACAAUGACACAUUCUCUUUUAAAAGAAAAAAGAAAAAGAAAAAGAAAAAGAAAAACGAGAUGACUUGUUUUGUUCACUACACUUUGAGCAUGAUAUACUAGUGUAACAAUGACACAUUCUCUUUUAUAAAGAACAUUGUUUGGCUCCUUAAGAAUUCAUUCUUUCCCUAAUCCAUGGUCUAGAAACAACAAAACAAACUCUUCUUCUUGGUGAGAUGACUCUCCUCAGUAUUUUUCACAGCUUGGUUCUGGAAUUCAUCAGAUAAAGGAGAGUUGCAGAGAGAGAGUGCUAUGGCUCAAGAAAUUGAACAUUAUCUAAUGGAACAAUUCGAGAAUGGUCUUGACGGGAAUGACAAAAUUAUCUCCAAGAUUCCCAGGUACAGCCAAUUUCAAGCAAUAAAAACAGUGCUUAAAGAAAUUUUCAGGUCAUCCUCCUCGCUUGUAGAUCAACCACUCAGGGACAAGCUAUACAACCUCAACAAUGCUUUGACUGAGUGCCAGAUUCUAUCAAGGAAACGCGGUUUCUACUCUCCUGAGGAGCUACUGACCAUCAACAGAAUCAGAAUGGAGUUAAAACAGAUCAAAAAGGAACUCAAGACUAUCCUAGGAAACAGUUAUAGAGGAUCGAAUCAGAACAUUGAUGAACAAAUUGUAAGUAUUAGCUCAAAGGACAUGGAGCCUUUCAGGUGGUCAACUCGUUCAGUGGAUGCAUCCAAGGUGUAUGGAUUUGACGAUGAUGUGUUGUCAAUGGAAAAGUUGCUUGUCCAACAAGAAAGUCGAGAUCGAUUCAAGGCAAUAGGCUUUGUUGGUAGGGAAGGGAUAGGAAAAACAACACUUUGCCAAUUGGUAUUCAACAAACCAGAGGUGAAAAACAACUUCCUUCCAAGGAUCUGGGUGUGCAUGGCCAGAGACCCGGAUGGCCACGAAGGUGAAGAUCUGAAAGUAGCAAUUGUCAAAAGAAUGUUGGUGUACCUUGGAGUUGGAAAGGAGACGGUGAAGUCCAUUUUCGAUGAGAAGCAUGGCCUCGAAGGACUGCUGUGUGCUCUCUACCAGCAAUUGGUGGGCAAGAGGUAUCUGAUUGUGCUUGAUGAUGCUAGGGAGACCGAUUCAUGGUACGGACAGUUGGAUUCUUGUUUGAGCCGUGAUAAGAAAUGGGAUGAUGGGUUUGCAUUUGGAUUUCCAAAAGGCCAUGGGGGAAGAGUCAUAGCUACAAGCAGGAAUGAAGAAGUAGCAAAGAUGAUGGUUGGGGAGAAAAAUAUACACCACCUUUUGCCACUUUCAGAUCCCGACAUCUGCUGGGCAAUUUUCAAGGACACGGUUGAGGAUGAUCGGGCUCUAUUGAAUGCCUCAAACUUGGAUGAUCUGAAGUUGGAAAUCAAACUAAAAUGCGGUGGCCUUCCAUUAGCAGCAAAAAUGAUGGGACAGGCAAUGCGGACGGACUGACGGAUUAAUUUAUCCGAAUUUGUAUUUGAUCUUCAUUAGUUUGUUUUAAUUGCACUGGUCUUCUUACUUGAGUUUGGUGAUGUUUUUAUGGUUAUCUCCAUUUGGUUGCAAAAUACAAUAUGAUUGUUGUAACACUCUAAAUUAUUUUUUCAGCCAAUUUAGCUCUUAAAGUAAAUUUGUGAAGACCUGUUUUUUUUUUUAAUUUAUAAAUAUAUAUAUUA
This is a messenger RNA of Prunus persica (peach), 1826 nucleotides long. RefSeq names its product probable disease resistance protein At5g45490. Lineage: Eukaryota; Viridiplantae; Streptophyta; Magnoliopsida; Rosales; Rosaceae. The transcript is spliced from 2 exons. The record is from RefSeq and is a predicted model, not a curated record. Gene Ontology annotation, biological process: defense response to other organism. The coding region runs from base 454 to 1605 and encodes 383 amino acids. Gene Ontology annotation, molecular function: ADP binding.